This is a messenger RNA of Capsaspora owczarzaki ATCC 30864, 1206 nucleotides long. RefSeq lists its product as hypothetical. Lineage: Eukaryota; Filasterea; Ministeriida; Capsasporidae. The coding region runs from base 1 to 1206 and encodes 401 amino acids. The transcript is spliced from 9 exons. Gene Ontology annotation, molecular function: protein binding. The record is from RefSeq and is a predicted model, not a curated record.
AUGCUGUCGUAUCAAAAUAUAACGCCGAGCCCGCGCGAGUUGAACGACAAGGUCACGAAUACACCUCAUGAUUUCUCCCUGUACGGGGAAGAGGUUGGCGAUGCUGGAGCGCCGGCGAUUGCUGAAGCACUCAAAGUCAACACGACGAUGACCUGGCUCGCUCUUUGGCAGAAUCAGAUUGGCGAAGUUGGUGCGCGCGCGCUUGCCGAGACACUCAAAGUGAACGAGACAGUGACCAAGCUCGAUAUUUGGAGGAAUCAGAUUGGCGAUGCUGGAGCGAGCGCGAUUGCUGAGGCGCUCAAAGUCAACACGACAGUGAACAUGGUCGAUUUGGGCGGGAAUCAGAUUAGUGAUAUUGGAGCAAGCGCGAUUGCUGAGGCGCUCAAAGUGAACAAGACAGUGACCAAGCUCGACCUGGAUGAAAAUCAGAUUGGCAGUGCUGGAGCACAGGCGCUUGCCGAGGCAUUCAAAGUGAACACGACAGUGACCCAGGUCGAUCUGGGUGAGAAUCUGAUUGGCGAUGCUGGAGCGCAGGCAAUUGCGGAACUGAUCAAAGUGAAUAAGACGCUGGCAUGGCUCAAUCUGUCAUGGAAUUGCAUUGGCGAUGUUGGUAUUCAAGCGAUUGCUGAUGCACGCGAGUUCCAUCCCAGUCCGACUGCUCUUCGCAUUUCCUUCCAGUUUAGCCCUCUUGUACUCUCCUUGCUUCCACGAUUGGCGACUGCUGACGACCUUCAGACCGUGUUUGGCUUGCUGACCAGCGGACUGGAGCUGGAGGAUCAGCUCGCAUCUCUACCGGCACUACCGGCUGAGAUUGCCGAUCUCAUUAUGGACGAAGCGUGUUACUGGCAAGGCCUGCGAAGAACCCGACCCAACCUUUCCAAUGUCCAUUUUUUGCAAGUCCGAUUGCCUCGGAGCAGCACUGCGAAUUCGAUCCGUGUAAAGGCAAUUCAAGUGCUUCUUGGCAUCAAGCAUAUUCAUGCCAACAACCCAGAGCAGUGCGUUGUUAAAUUGAUUGUCCGAGAUGAGCAAGGUGCUGUUCGAUACGAAUGCACUGCGAAACCGACUUUGGUCGAUUCGACUCUCUGGCGUGUGACAAUCCUGCCAGCCAGCCAUCCUGUCAUUCGACAAAUGCACGAGGGCUGGAAGGUUGACGUUCAACCCGGUAUUUAUGUACCAUUUCUGUCGUUUUAUGUUGGAUACAUCUAG